Ceratina calcarata is the source of this 1223-nucleotide messenger RNA. RefSeq names its product E3 SUMO-protein ligase NSE2. Gene Ontology annotation, molecular function: zinc ion binding; SUMO ligase activity. Bases 152 to 766 code for a protein of 204 amino acids. Gene Ontology annotation, cellular component: nucleus; Smc5-Smc6 complex. NCBI's taxonomy places the organism in Eukaryota, Metazoa, Arthropoda, Insecta, Hymenoptera, Apidae. The record is from RefSeq and is a predicted model, not a curated record. The transcript is spliced from 6 exons. Gene Ontology annotation, biological process: double-strand break repair via homologous recombination; protein sumoylation.
CCAAACUGUCCAAAGAAGACUCGAUGAAAACGCGGACGGUCGGGGCGUCAACCGCGUCAAUAAUAGUCAAUGGGUCAAUGGUGCGCGCUACACAGCGGCGAGUGGAUUAGAAAAACAGAAUUCGAUAGUGUUUGGCACAAGUAAUAUAAAAAUGACACAGUCCCACAGACAACUUGAGGAAUUACACAAUUAUUACACAAGAACUGCAGCUAAUAUUAUUACUUACUAUGAAGAUGAUGAGAGAAGAAAGAAAUUGAAAGAACUGAGGGAUAUAGUACAAGAACAUUGUUCACAAUAUGAGAAACUAAAGUCUGCACAAGAUAUAAAAAUUCAUGCAUUUAGUUUGUGUGACAAUAAUAAUGAUAAUGAAAAAAUUGAUAUGGAGUCCAUCAUAAAUGGAUAUGAUCGAGGGAUAUCUGAAAUUAAUGUAGAUGUUACAAGACACCCUAGACUUCUUGAAUUUGAUAAGCAUGUAGAAGCAUUACUAGAUAACGCGAAAGGCUCAAGAUCAGAUCAGGAUGCAGAAUUAGAAUUAUCAGGAGGCUACAUAAAUGUGAUUGAUCCUAUUUCUAAGAAAAGAAUUGUGGAUCCUGUGAAAAACAGUAUAUGUGGUCAUACCUAUGAUCGAGAAAGUAUUACAGAGAUGUUGAAAAUUAAUAAAAAUACCAGAUGUCCAGUCGUAGGCUGCAAAAGUAAGGAGUUUGUUAGACUUACUCAUCUUCGUGCAGAUAUUGUCACCAAGACAUAUCUUGAGAAAAAUAGUUAAUAAUGUUUAAUGAUAGAUAAAUCAUAAUAUUUUUAUACAUUUCUGGAAAUGCUAUUGUCUUCUGCACCGUUUGUAUAAUAGAGUUUUUAUAUUAUACAGUUAAACAAAAAUAAAAACUGCACGUGAUGAUAGGUACCUGAAUAAGUACCUGAAUAAAAUAUAGAUUUGUAUACGUAUGACCUAUCAUGAGAUAUUUUAUGAUUACAAACUUUCUGAAUGUUCUAUUUCAAACUAUUGUUUCAAGUGCGCUGUACUUUAAAAUUAUACAUCUGAAAAUGCAAUAGACGCGCUGUAAUGUGUGCCAUAUUUAGGAGUACUUAGUUUUGUAUAAAGACGUAAUAUAGAUAUAAAUAUAGUAGCUCUAAGUGUUGGAGACGAAUAGGAUAUUUCAUAUUGACUUUUGUUAAAAGUUUGUAUUUCACAUUUCAAAUAUAUAUACUUUUAUGGAUAACUUCAA